Messenger RNA from Symbiodinium pilosum, 1812 nucleotides. The record is from the annotation of a GenBank genome assembly. NCBI's taxonomy places the organism in Eukaryota, Dinophyceae, Suessiales, Symbiodiniaceae.
AUGGAAGAACUGGUAUCGCUGGCUAAACGCCGCGGCUUUAUAUUUCAAUCCAGCGAUAUCUACGGUGGAUUGCAGGGUGUGUACGACUAUGGACCGCUUGGCGUCGAGUUGAAAAACAACCUGAAAGCCGCAUGGUGGCGCGCUAUGGUCUACGAGCGCGAUGACGUAGAAGGCCUUGAUGCGGCAAUUCUGACCAACCCGCUGACGCUCAAAUACUCAGGUCACGAGGCCACGUUCACCGAUCCACUGGUAGAUUGCCGUAAUUGCAAAAGUCGCUGGCGGGCUGAUCAUCUUGAAGGAAACACCUGCCCGGGUUGCGGUUCAGGCGACCUUACAGAGCCAAGGCCUUUCAAUCUGAUGUUUAAAACCCAACUCGGACCGGUGGACGAUGGCGGUUCUUUUGCCUAUUUACGACCGGAAACAGCCCAGGCGAUCUUCACUAAUUUCAAAAACGUCAUGGAUUCCACCUCGCCUAAACUGCCUUUUGGUAUCGCACAGAUCGGCAAAGCGUUCCGCAAUGAAAUCACACCGCGCAACUUCAUUUUCCGGGUGCGUGAGUUUGAGCAGAUGGAACUCGAAUUUUUUGUUGCCCCUGGAGAAGAUGAACAAUGGCAUGACACCUGGGUAGCCGAACGCCUCAAGUGGUGGGGGCAACAGGGCGUCAAUGAAAAUAAUCUGGAGCUCUACCACGUGCCCGCAGAUGAGCUUGCCCACUACAGCAAAGCUACCGUAGACGUUAUGUACCGCUUUCCGCAUGGACUUGAGGAGCUUGAGGGCAUUGCCAACCGCACCGAUUUUGACCUGGGAUCGCACAGCAAGAACCAGGACGACCUGAACCUGCACUCAGCAGUCACGCCUAACAAAGAAUCCAACGCGCGACUCGCGGUGCAGAAUCUGGAAACCAAAUCCUGGGUAGUGCCGUUUGUCAUAGAGCCUUCCGCCGGGGUUGAUCGGGGCGUACUGGCUGUAAUGAAUGAAGCCUAUCGGGUCGAAACGUUGGAAAAUGGCUCCGAACGCACCGUCAUGGCGUUUAAACCACACCUUGCGCCAAUCAAAGUUGCCAUUCUGCCUCUGAAACGCAAUCACGAGGGUAUUGUGGCCAAAGCCAAAGGCCUGAAGCGGGAAUUACAGGCGCUGGGUCUGGGCAGAAUCCUUUAUGAAGACACCGGUAACAUUGGCAAAGGCUAUCGCCGCCACGACGAAGUGGGCACACCGAUGUGCGUGACAGUCGACUUCCAGACGAUAGAAGAGGACGACACCGUUACCGUGCGAGACCGCGAUACCAUGGACCAGGAGCGUAUCGCCUGCGCUGACCUGGCCGCUUAUGUGCGUCUUGUCAGUGACAUCACCGCGCUGGCCAGCGCGCUCGACCUCAACGUUGAAGACAGCCGCAUGACCGUAUUGGGUGGCGAAUUUGCGGUGCUCAUGGCGUUGCAGGGUGAACCGGACAAACUGGCGCAAUUCAAACAGCAGCUUGAGACACUCUGUGCUGGCAACAACCUGGCAUACAUUUACCGCGACACAGAAUCCAGGCCGCCCAACCAGUCUGUGCGCCCCUAUGUGGCUACUGUGAUGGCGCUUGACCAUCCAGGUAUUGUUUACGCGGUUGCACAAUUCUUCUCAGCGCGCCAGAUCAACAUCCGUGACAUGCACACCGACACGCGACCUGCCGCACAUACAGGCACGCCUAUUUUCAGUGUGAGUCUGGUCGCUGAAGUACCGGCAGACGUUAAAGUGCACAGCCUUAAGGCGCAGUUUGAAGCAUUCUGCGAAGAAGCUGACCUGGACGGCCAUAUGGAAGCACAGCGUUAG